AUGCAGACCUACAGCAUCGACUCCGAUUUGGAUGCUGAAGACUACGCUGAUACCCUCAAGUUUCCGGUUCCGGUGACAGGCACCAGUAUUCCGGUUGCCGGUGGCAGUCUUCAGGUGGAGCUGGUUUGCCAUCGGGUAUGUCAACCGCAGGACAUGUUCGACUGGGAGCGCAGCGAAGCUCGGGCUGACGUUUUGGUGUUCGUCCGCCACAUGAACGAUGUGGCCAAACGUUACCCAGCGGCGGCGUCUGUGUGGCGGUGUCGGCGGCCACGUAAUGACAACGUGGACAGGGCGUUAGCGGUGUUGCGGACGGUCGGCGAGUGGGCGGUUAAACGUUGCAUGCCCGCGGGCUACGGAGACAACAACCCGGAAGCGGCAGCAGAAGGUUUCUGCCAUUUUCAAUGCCAGCUGCGGGACGACGGACGGAAGCUUCUUGACCGGACGUACGGCGGUCGUAGCCGUGCCAACUACCGGGACGUUUUGCUUCCCGUCUACUUAGAAAGGAGCUUCGGUGACCCGUUCACGAUGGCCUACGGACCUGCCCACGAACUAUCGUUCUGUGCUUUCCUGGUGUCGCUGUUCAAGCUACACCACUUGACGUGGGCCGACGAACCGUACGUGGUGUCCGUGAUCUUCGACAGGUACUUGGACAUCGUGGACAACGUGAUUCGUUCUUUUCAACUGACUCCAUCGAUCAGCAAGUACGGUGGUAACAUGGGUAACUGGUGCCUGAGUGGUUACCAGUUCGUUGGAUUUCUGUGGGGCAGUGCGCAGCUGGCGGGGAGCUGCAGCGACGACGACGGUAAUGGCAAAUCACCGUCCCUGUCUUCGCCGGCAGCGGUCAUGACAGACGCGGACUUGUGCCGACUCCACCGAGAUGAGUACGUAUUCACCAAGUGCAUGGACGCUGUGUACCGCAGGGCUAGAAAUAGUGUGCUGCUGUGGUACCAUUCUUAUCAGCUGUGGAACUUGACAGCCCUGCCAAGUUGGAAUCGGGUGAACGAAUGCCUGAUGGCCGCAUACCAGCGGGACGUGCUGGGCCGGUUUGAGGUUGUCCGCCAAUUGGCCUUUUGCGAACUCUUCAAAUUUGCCCAAAACGCUCGUCCACCUGGCACGUCAUUUUAUGACAUUGUACCUACUGUGCCGCCGUCGGAUAAGGUCAUGGUCCCAACAACGACGAACACUUGGGUAUACGACAACGACGAAGACAACGACGAAGAUGUCGAAAGAAAAAUGAUCGAAUACGGAGGAAUAGAAAAUGGUGAAAUGGAGGACGGGGGAGUAGGAGACAUUGAAACAGCCGAGGACGAAGGAUUUCUAUUAUAA
Molecule: messenger RNA, 1326 nt
Organism: Myzus persicae (green peach aphid)
Lineage: Eukaryota; Metazoa; Arthropoda; Insecta; Hemiptera; Aphididae
Product: serine/threonine-protein phosphatase 2A activator-like
Exons: 2
Coding region: 1-1326 (441 amino acids)
Biological process (GO): mitotic spindle organization
Cellular component (GO): nucleus; protein phosphatase type 2A complex; cytoplasm
Molecular function (GO): peptidyl-prolyl cis-trans isomerase activity; protein tyrosine phosphatase activator activity
Source: RefSeq, a predicted model, not a curated record